UUUUCUCGGGAAUACAGGUUACAAAUGCGGGCAGUUGUUCAGUGAUGGUGCGUGCUUCUGAAAGAUUGUGUUUAUAGGAUUUUAUUUGUAUUGGAUAUUUUUUGGUCUAUUGUGGGAUCAUCAACAACAUUUUUAUUUAUUCGUAAUCAAUUAUUUAUCGAUUUAAAUUUAAGGAUUAUUAUUUUACUUUAAAUUUUUUUUAUCUAAAUUUUUUUAUCAAUAAAUGUGAGUUGCUGAUAAUCUACUUGACAACUGUUAAAUAGACAAUAUUUUUCGUUUCUAUUUCAAUAUUUAUAUCGUACCGAGCUUAAUUUUACUUUUCAUGUGUUUUUUUAAUUUUAUAAUUGAGUCUUAAUUAAAAAUGAUUGGUAAUAUAAAGUCCGGGCUUUACCGUUCUAAAAAAGAUGUCGAUCGCCUAAUUGAAGAACACUUGAAAAAAGUCCCCAACGUACACGAGAAAAAACAAAAUGGAUUAUCUUUUGCUCGUAUGUAUUACAAAGUAUGCGAGUUUGAACUUGCUAAACAAUAUGUUAUGACUUACUUAAGCGUAAAUGAAAAUUCACCUGAAGGUCAUCGUUUACUUGGUCAGUGUUAUGUGAAACUUGGAAAAAAGGAAAAGGCUUUCUCUGAAUUUCAAAAAUCAUUAACUAUUUCUCCUAAUCAACCAGAAUUAUUAUUGUCUUGUUGUGAACUUCUAAUAGAUUCUUCUAUUAAGUUUGAUGAUAUUCAAGCCACAACAAUAUGUGAACAAGUCGAAGCAUUGUAUCCAUAUCAUCCAUCAGUUUCUAAGUUACGAGAAAGAUUGGUAACAUCUAACAAUAGUUAUGAUGCUUCUAAAGUUGGAAACAGUCUAACAGUGGAAACUAUAACGAGACCAGAUGAUGUGAAUUUUAGAAUAAAACAGUUAAAAUUAUUUGAAAGCACUAAUCGUUUACUUGAAGCCUUCAACUAUGUGAUUAAUAUUGAAAAAACCUCUAAUUUCCAAAAAAACAAUAUUGAUUGGUAUAUCAUAGCAUCCCAAAUUUGUGAAUCUUUUGAAAAUUCUAAUCAAGUCCAGUGGGAAUUUUAUUUGACAGUAUUACCUAUAUAUGACCGUCUAGUUUCAUUGAAGAUAGCCGACUUAAAAAAUAAGUGUAAUGAAAUAUCUGAGUGUUACAAAUAUCUUUAUAGGCUAGAUCAAGCUUUAUAUAAAGCUAUACAGAUGCCAUCUAUACAAACUGAAUUUUAUCGAAGUUUAAUACACCAUAUAUCAAAUCAGAUGUAUUUUAAUCUAGCUUGUCUUAUAAUGAAAACUGCCAAAAACGAUAAUAGUGUUUCAUGGCAAAAAACUAAUAGAUUGGCUGCACCUUUCUUUUUAAUGUCCCUUGCACCAACUGUUAACAAACAAGCAUUUGAUAAUAUGUCAAAGAAAGAAUUUAGUGAACAACAAAGAUCCAAUGUUUCACUAUGGGAAUCAGAAGGUACUAGAAGAAUAAUUGAAAGUGGCUUUGUUUUGAGAUCAAUGAUAGCUAAUGAAGAUGAACAUUUUAUUGAUAAUAUCAAAAUAUUGUACAGUGAGGGUAAUGAGUGGAAAAUAAAUACUUAUAAGAGGAUAUUUAUUGAUAUUGGUUCAUCUUUGGUGGUAUCUUCAUCAUUUUUUAUUCAGUAUUCAACAGAAAAAUUAGUGUAUUCUAUUCCAGAAUUAAUACAAUAUGCAGUGCCAAAACAUAUGUUAUCAUUUGAGUCGAGUCGUCCUGGUUCAUUGCAUCAUUUAGUUUGGUAUGGAUUGCAGUUAUUGGAAAACGACAGUAAAAACACUGGAUUACGACUAAAUAAAGAUACUGUCUUUCCUAUAGGUUUUAGAAGUAAAGGUUUUAAAAAUUUACCUUUAACAGCCAAUUCUUUUGCUUCUGUUAAUAUAGAAUCAGUAUGCCAAAUAGAUUUAAAUACUUUCUUAUAUGCUACAGUUUUUUCUGUUGCUUCAAUUCUUGACUGUAAAUCAUCAAAAAGUGAUUUUAAAUAUCAACAGAUAUGUCCAUCAGAUAUAACUGAAUCAUUAACUUCAAUAGAGCAAGAUACUUGGUGGAGAUCAUUAUAUAAAAUAUAUACUAAAGAUGUUGAUAUCAAAAAUACAUCUAAAUUGAAAAAUACAGUAUCACAAGGAUUAGGAGCAAUUCGCUUAAUUGGUGACCAUGGAAUUGAUGUACAAUUAAUGGUUCAUUUAGCCAAAAACUUUGCUUAUCAGGCAAAUAAAGUAGUGGAUGAUCUUCUCCUAAAAGAUGGAUUAGAAAAAAGAGCUAUUCUUUACUGGAAAAUGGCUGUUCAAUUACUUGAAAGAAUUGUAUAUAAUGGGACUGAGCAUCAACCCAAACAUACUCUCUUUGAAUUUUCAAGAAAAAAACUUACAUCCCUUGAAAUAGCGGAUUUGUUGGAGGAAGGUAAAUUUUAUCUGGCUUGUAAUAUGAUGAAUAAUGACCAAUAUGAGAAAGCUAUUGAAGCAUUUAAAAAGUUAAAUUCUCCAUAUGCAUCAUUUUACCAAGCUAUGAUUUAUAAAAAAAUGGCAAAGCAUGAUGUGAACACUUAUAAUGCUAAUACCAUUUCAUCUUCUGUUUUACUAUCUAAAGUCAAAGACCUAUUAAAUCUUACUAAAGAGCGCUUAAAAAAUAAUCCUCAACAUCCAUUAAAUUUUCAAGUUAAAGAUGAAAUUUUAGAAUUGCAAUUAGAAACUGACCUUAAUGGAACAGUUAAUAGUCGAAAAGAAAUGAACUUUGAUUCUGGAGAAGAAUAUGUAGAUACAAUGAAUAUAUCAAGUAGAAAAAAUCAACACAAAUUUAAUGAUAAGUCUUAUCAUAAUACCACCAGUACACCUGUAAAAUCUCCACAUAAUUCAUUAAUUAUGCAUUCUACAAAUAGUCGAAAACUAGAAGAUGAUAAUCUUGUUAUGAAAGAAUUGAAUGAAUUGAAAAUAGCUGUACAAUCACAAAAUGUUCAAUGUCAAACUAUGGGAUUACAAUAUUAUAAUUUAACUGAAACCAUGCGUACUUUAUCACAAAAAGUGGAUAAAAUAAUUGAUCAGUUAAAUAAUAUAAAAGAAUCCAUUGUUAAAUUUGAUAAUUUAUCAAAUAAUUUGCCCAUGAAGAUUACACCAGACACUAAAAUUAUUGAUAGAAUAAGCAAAUUUGAGGACCAUUUAAAUGAAAAAAUUAAUACGUUGAGUGAUAUUAUUCAGAUUAAACAAGAUGAUGAUUUAUAUAAUAUUUACCAAGAUAAUAAUACAUUUGAAGAGUCUCCUUUGAACCAACUUCCAUUAACAAAUAGUGAUAAUUAUGAAGUAUACAGUCAAGCAAAUAGCCAAACCAAUAAAAGUUUUUCUCUUUGUUCAAAUCCCAAUGUAAAUAUUACAUCUUCUGAUACUUUACCUGUUGGACCUCCUGUCUCUCAGCCUCAACUCAGUGUUAUUAUACCAACACAUCAUAUUCUUAGUGGAAUAAAUCGAACCAUUGAUUCUCAUUCUAAUCUACCUAUUAAUUACAAUAAUCAGCUUUUAGGAAAUCAACCUGAAUCUGCUACUUUCCAUAAUUUAAAACCAUCCAAUUGGCUAUCUAAAUCUUCAGAGAAACCUUCUGUUUUUCAAACAUCUUUAUCUACAUUUAAAGAGAGUUUAGACAUAUCUCUUAAUAAAUCUAAAAACACUGACACUGAUGAUAGUCAUACUGAAGAACACGAUCCUAUACCUGAGUUUCUACCAAUCAUACCAUUACCAAAUAAAGCUGAAGAGUUUACAGGCGAAGAAAAUGAUAUUGUGUUAUUUGAGCGCAGAGCAAAAUUAUAUAAAUAUACUGAAAAAGAAUGGAAAGAAAAAGGUGUUGGAGUUUUAAAAAUUUUAAGAAACAAAGACACUGCAAAAGUUAGGUUGGUUAUGAGAAGGGAACAAGUACUUAAAGUUUGUGCAAAUCAUUUCUUGUAUGACAAUAUGGAACUUAAACCUAAAAAUGAUAAGGCAGUAUUAUGGACAGCUAAUGAUUAUUCUGACACAACUCAAAUGCAAAUUGAAAAUUUAUGUGCAAGAUUUAAGUCUGCUGAAGAUUGUAAAGACUUUAUUAAAGUUUUCAACGAAACAAAACAGCCAUGUUCACAGAAUUCUUCAUUGGUUGAAAAUUCACUUACUAAUAACAAACAAAAUAUUUUUGAUGAAAACAAAAAAAAUUCACAAGGGCUAAGUGGUUUGUCAUUAUCUUUAGAAAAUGAAAAUUCAUUGAAACACACUUUAGGUGGGUUUACUUUUAGUGCACCCCCUAUUGUCAAUGAAGUAGUUGAACCUAAACAAAUAGAAAAAACUCCAGAAAAAUCUAAAGGAUUGUUCUCUAGUUUAAAAUUUUCAACGCCAGUUAUUAAUACUCAAGAAACUCCUACUCUAACAUCAAUCUUGACAAAACCUUUAUUUAGUAUGACAGAAAGUCAAAUUAAUUCAACAGAAGAGAAAAAAACUGUAUUCAAUUCACCUAUAAAUGAAUCUUUGAAUCGAAGUACUGCAAAUGAUAAUUCAUCAUUUAAUUUUUCUAAAACUGAUGACAAUAAACUACUUAAUUUCACUCCUAAAUUAGAUUUAACAUCUGGAUUAUCUGCAACAUCUUAUUUCAGUACAUUAGCCAAAAGUUCACCUUCUGUUGGUUUUAACAAUUCUUCUGAUUUUAAAGGUUUUCCAGGAGCUGGUAGCACUGUUUUUAAUAUCAAAACUAAUCCUUCUCCACAUGCUAUAAUAAAAUCUAAUAUUUCAAGUAAUGAUUUACCUAAUACACCAACUGAAGAAAGUGAAGACUUUGUUCCAACCGCAGAAUUUACACCAGUUAUACCAUUACCUGAUAAAGUUGAUAUAGUCACAGGAGAAGAAGGACUUAAUGUUGUAUUUGAAGAUAGAGCAAAAUUACUACGAUUUGAUUCAACUUCAAAAGAAUGGAAAGAAAAAGGUAUUGGUCAAAUGAAAAUUUUGCAUAACUCAAAAAAAGGAUACUAUCAGUUAUUAAUGAGAAGAGAAAUAAUAUUUAAAAUUUGUUGUAAUCAAAGACUUACUGCAGAUUUAGAACUAAAACCUGUUUUGUCUUCUGAUAAAGCUGUAUCAUGGAUUGGCCAAGAUUUUUCUGAAGGAGAAAAUAAAAGAGAAUUAUAUGCAAUUAGAUUUAAAACUGUGCAACAGUUAAAUCAAUUUAAAAAUAAAGUUAAUGAGCUGAAAGAAAAUAUUAAAGAUUGUGCUCCAGUAUCUAUCAAGCCAGAGAACAAUUCAAAUGAACUUUUAGGAAUUAGUAAUAAAUCAGAUAUUCAACAAAAUAUAAAUCUCCCUAAAUUAAAUGACUUGGCACAAUUCAAACCUAAGCCUGGUUCAUGGACUUGCCAAGGAUGUUAUUUAUCGCACGAAUCAAGUGUUCUCAAAUGUCCUGCAUGUAAUACUACUAAACCUGGUGUUAUAAUAGACAACACUACUGAAAUUAAAUCAUCAAACACUGGUUUUUCAUUUGGACAGUCAUCCUUUUCUUCAAUGUUUAAGUUUGGUAUGCCUCAAUCACAAUCAGAAAAUGCUCAAGCUAUUUCAACUUUUGCACCUAAACUUAAUACGUCUGAAUUAUCUUUUGGUUCACUAAGUGUAAACUGUAAUGCAUCUAAUAAUACAUCUCAGCAUAUAGAUCAAUUUAAACCAUUAACAUGGAGGGAAGAAAGUGCAGGACUCGUUAAAUAUGAUUCUGACAAAAGCGAUAAUAGUAAUGAGGAAGAAAGUGAUAAUGAAAGUGAUGAAUAUAACAAACCACAAUCUACAAUAAAAUUUGAAAGUUCUAAUCAUAAGUUUCCCAAUGUGAAAUUAGAAUCUCCUUUGUUAAAUGUUGAUAUAUUACCCAAACAUUUAGAAACUUCAGUGAACACAUAUCAAAACUUGGAUAAUGAUGAUGGUGUUAAAUUACUUGAAGUACAAAAUCUAAAAGAUAUAAUUUCUUUAGAAGAUCAAGUUAUGGCUGAAAAAACAAAACUUCCUUUAUAUUUUUUCUUAUAUAAGGUGAAACCCAAAUGUAAAGGAUGUAUUGGAUGUGAUGAUAAUCAAGACAAAGAAGAAUAUAAACCUGAAAUUACUUGUUCAGAAACAUUUUGUGAAAAGGAAACGGGAAAUAUCAAUGCAAAAGAAGAUACUUUAUCUACUAUUUCUGAUUUAAGUGAUUCAUUAAUAACAACAACCAAUAAUAUUUCACCAACAUCUUUCUUAUUUGGUGAUAAAACUUCAAAUGCAUUAAAAAAUAUCUCAACAAACCUUACUAUUUUUGGAUCCAAUCCAAUAUUUGGUAAUACUAGAACUAAUUAUGGAAAUUCUAGUAAUGAUAAAUCUAAUAAUAUUUUUGGUGUAUCUCCUACAACAACUCAAACCAAUUCACUUUUUAAUUUACCUUCUACCACCAAGCCACAGUUUUUUAAGUCUGAUUAUAAAAAGUCAGAAAACAUAUUUUCAUUUGCUCCAAAAUGUGAAAGCUCUUUUAAAUUUGGAACAUUAGAAAAAAAUUCUAAACCUACAAGUGUGUAUAUUUCUCAAUUAUUAUUUAACUCAAGUAAAUUUGUAUUCAAUAUUUUAAUGUGUAUGUUAGUUGAUCCAUGCAAUGGUAAAACUAAUCAAAAUAUAACUGCUGAGGAUGAAAAAGAAGAAAAUGGAGAAGAAGAAGUUGAUAAUAGUCAUGAUCCUCAAUUUGAACCAAUUAUACCAUUACCUGAAGCUGUUGUAGUUUCUACUGGAGAAGAAAAUGAAACUGUUUUAUUUUGUGAGAGGGCUAAGCUGUUUCGAAAAGAUGGCAAUGAAUACAAAGAAAGAGGAAUUGGUGAAAUGAAAAUACUUCAUCAUCCAAAUAGAAAAACCUAUCGCCUUUUAUUUAGACGAGAAAAAGUUUUUAAAGUUGUAUGUAAUCACCUCAUAUCAUCAGAAAUAACUUUAGUUCCAAUGAAGUCGUCGAACAAAGCGUUAUGCUGGGGAUGUAUGAAUACUACAGAAGAUAAUCCUAAAGCACAAAAAGAAUUAUUGGCUGUUCGUUUUAAAAAUGAAGAAUCGGCUCAACACUUUAAACAGGUUUAUGAUGAUUGUGUUUCAAAGAUAAGCAAUAACCAAUAAAAUAUCUAUGUAAUUUAAUUUUAAUUAUAAAAAUAAUGAAUAUAAAUUGAAAUUGUGCUUCUAUUAAUAUAAAAAUAAAAUUAAAAUAGUACUAGA
Molecule: messenger RNA, 7210 nt
Organism: Daktulosphaira vitifoliae (grape phylloxera)
Lineage: Eukaryota; Metazoa; Arthropoda; Insecta; Hemiptera; Phylloxeridae
Product: E3 SUMO-protein ligase RanBP2-like
Exons: 23
Coding region: 362-7114 (2250 amino acids)
Biological process (GO): intracellular transport
Cellular component (GO): cytoplasm; nuclear pore
Molecular function (GO): protein binding; GTPase activator activity
Source: RefSeq, a predicted model, not a curated record